Molecule: messenger RNA, 971 nt
Organism: Zea mays
Lineage: Eukaryota; Viridiplantae; Streptophyta; Magnoliopsida; Poales; Poaceae
Product: putative thaumatin domain family protein
Exons: 2
Coding region: 114-905 (263 amino acids)
Source: RefSeq, marked provisional
GCCUGCACAUUCCUCUUCCAGCUCCAGCUAUUUCCACCGCACAUUGUCCACGUCUGCCAUUGGCCCAUUGCCGGUUCCUCUCGUCAAGCCCUAGCUCCAACCAACCCGUUUCCAUGGGAGCCAUACGAGUUGCAAGCCUUCUACUCCUCGCUGGGGUAAUCUGGCUGUCGCGGGCGAUGUUCGGCGCGGAGGCCGCCGGCACGACGGUGUUCACGCUGCACAACAACUGCACCCACACGGUCUGGCCGGCCACACUGUCCGGGAACAGCGCGGCGGCCGUCGGGGGCGGGGGCUUCGAGCUGUCGCCCGGCGCCACCGUCUCGUUCCCGGCGCCGGCGGGCUGGUCGGGCCGCCUGUGGGCGCGCACGGGCUGCGUCGCGUCGUCGUCGUCCCCCGCCGGCCGCCUCUCGUGCGCCACGGGCGACUGCAGCGGCGCCGCGAGCUGCUCCCUGGGCGGGGCGCCGCCCGUCACGCUGGCGGAGUUCACCCUGGGCGGCGCCGACGGCAAGGACUUCUACGACGUGAGCCUGGUGGACGGGUACAACGUCGGCAUCGGCGUGGCGGCGGCGGGCGCCAGGGUCAACCGCGCCACGUGCGGGUACGCCGGCUGCGUCGGGGACGUGAACGCGCUGUGCCCGCCCGAGCUGCGGACGGCCGCGGCGGCGGGCGGCGAGGGGGCGCCGGCGGUGGCGUGCCGGAGCGCGUGCGAGGCGUUCGGGUCGCCCGAGUACUGCUGCACGGGGGCGCACGGUGGGCCGAACACCUGCGGGCCCACCAAGUACUCGAGGCUGUUCAAGGCGGCCUGCCCCGCGGCCUACAGCUACGCGUACGACGACCCCACCAGCACCUUCACGUGCGGCACCGGCGCGCAGUACCUCGUCACCUUCUGCCCGGGUCGCCAGUAGUGGGCGGAGUUGUGUCCGUGCCCGUUGAUCGUUCUGUUCAUCUUAUGUCUUAAAAAGAUGCUUUCU